CGCCUCCCCGCGGCCAGCCCCGCAGCAUGGCGUGCCCGGCGGCCGGCGAGGAGCUGCCGCGCCCCUGCUGCAAUGGCUACAGCGAGCUGCCGUCGGCCGAGGCGCGCCGGGCCCUGGUGCAGUAUCGCCCGGAGAAGCGCGGCCGGGAGGAGGCGGCGGAGGGCGGCGAGCUGCCGGCCUUGGAGGACGCCUACCUGAGCAUCCUGCAGCGGCUGGGCGAGAACCCUGCGAGGCAGGGGCUGCUCCUGACGCCCAGGAGGGCUGCCAAAGCCAUGCAGUUCCUCACGAAAGGCUACCAAGAAACCAUCGAGGAUAUACUCAAUGAUGCAAUCUUUGAUGAAGAUCAUAAUGAAAUGGUUAUCGUUAAGGAUAUUGAUAUGUUUUCCCUUUGUGAGCACCACUUGGUACCCUUCUUUGGCAAGGUACAUAUUGGAUAUUUACCUAUAAAGAAAGUGGUUGGACUAAGCAAGCUUGCAAGAAUUGUUGAAAUCUUUAGUCGAAGACUGCAAGUUCAAGAGAGGCUUACCAGACAGAUCGCUCUGGCAAUUACUGAGGCUCUGAAACCUGCCGGGGUGGCUGUGAUUGUAGAAGCGUCGCACAUGUGCAUGGUUAUGCGAGGGGUUCAGAAAAUGAACAGCAGGACUAUCACCAGCACCAUGCUCGGAGUCUUGCGAGAAGAUCCAAAAACCAGAGAAGAAUUUCUUACGCUGAUCAAGAAUUAAAUGGAAACAGCUUCCCACUCACUGUUUGUUGGCUCUAACAGUAAAACCAAUUGCCAGAAACUAAUUACCAUAUGUGAUGCAGGACUGUUUGUAGCAUCUGUGUAUUAGAAACAGCUGUGUGACAGCUUGGUUCUCAGUAAUGCCUUGUAAUGUCAUAAAAUAUUUGGUAGAGAAUGAA
Chelonia mydas (Green sea turtle) is the source of this 900-nucleotide messenger RNA. RefSeq names its product GTP cyclohydrolase 1. Gene Ontology annotation, biological process: tetrahydrofolate biosynthetic process; tetrahydrobiopterin biosynthetic process. The record is from RefSeq and is a predicted model, not a curated record. Gene Ontology annotation, cellular component: cytoplasm. Gene Ontology annotation, molecular function: zinc ion binding; GTP cyclohydrolase I activity; GTP binding. The coding region runs from base 27 to 722 and encodes 231 amino acids. Lineage: Eukaryota; Metazoa; Chordata; Testudines; Cheloniidae. The transcript has 6 exons.